Molecule: messenger RNA, 3494 nt
Organism: Ornithorhynchus anatinus (platypus)
Lineage: Eukaryota; Metazoa; Chordata; Mammalia; Monotremata; Ornithorhynchidae
Gene: RNF220
Product: ring finger protein 220
Exons: 15
Coding region: 281-2050 (589 amino acids)
Biological process (GO): protein ubiquitination
Molecular function (GO): ubiquitin protein ligase activity; metal ion binding
Source: RefSeq, a predicted model, not a curated record
AGCGAGCACUGAGAGGCAGCACUGCGCCUUUUCUCCCACCGGCAGAGCCUCUUGGUCCGUACAUGCAAUCCCCGGCAGCCGGCGAACACGCUCCGUGGGCGACCUCCACCACCAGCCCGCUGGCCCAGCCCCCCGGAAAGGGCCUGCGCCAGGAGUUCCCACCGUCUCGGAAGGGUACGAUGCCUCAGUGAUCUCCCCCGUCCCGAUCCCAGGUGCUGCUCCGCCUCCCUCCGGGGCCCCCGCUUCCCUGUGUGACGCCUGCCGCGGAAAGAGACCCCCGAUGGACUUACACCGGGCAGCCUUCAAGAUGGAGAACUCGUCCUAUCUCCCCAACCCGCUGGCCUCCCCGGCCCUGAUGGUCCUGGCGUCCACCGCGGAGGCCAGCCGGGACGCCUCCAUCCCCUGCCAGCAGCCCCGACCCUUCGGGGUCCCUGUCUCGGUGGACAAGGACGUGCACAUCCCGUUCACCAACGGCUCCUACACCUUCGCCUCCAUGUACCAUCGGCAGGGCGGGGUGCCGGGCACCUUCGCCAACCGCGACUUCCCCCCUUCCCUGCUGCACCUCCACCCCCAGUUCGCGCCCCCGAACCUGGACUGCACCCCCAUCAGCAUGCUGAACCACAGCGGGGUCGGGGCCUUCCGCCCCUUCGCCUCCCCCGAGGACCGGGAGACCUACCAGUCGGCCUUCACGCCGGCCAAGAGGCUGAAGACCUGCCACGACCCCGAGUCGCCCCACCUGCGCUUCUCAGACGCCGAAGGCAAGGAGUACGAGUUCGGGACCCAGUUGCCCUCCGGCUCCCCCGGCUCCCUCAAGGUCGACGACACGGGCAAGAAGCUCUUUGCCGUCUCCGGCCUCAUUUCCGACCGGGAGGCCUCCUCCAGCCCCGAGGACAGGAAUGACAGAUGUAAGAAGAAGCCCACCCUGUUUGACAGCCAGGCCCCCGUCUGCCCCGUCUGCCAGACCCUCCUCCGCCCCGGAGAGCUGCAGGACCACAUGGAGCAGGAACUGGAGAAACUUGCCCAGCUCCACAUCAGCAAAAAUUCCCUCCUGAAGGAUGCCAUGGCCCCAGGGACUCCCAAGUCUGUGUUGUUGUCAGCCUCCAUCAAGCGGGAAGGAGACUCCCCGACGGCGUCACCUCACUCCUCCGAUGACCUCCAGCACUCGGACAGAUAUCAGACUUUCCUCCGAGUGCGAGCCAACAGGCAGACCCGGCUGAAUGCUCGGAUCGGGAAGAUGAAGCGCCGGAAGCAGGACGAAGGGCAGGUAUGUCCCCUGUGCAGCCGGCCCCUGGCAGGAUCGGAGGAGGAGAUGAGUAGGCAUGUGGAGCAGUGUCUGACCAAGAGGGAAGGCCCCUGCCUGACGGAGGACGACUCGGUGGACGUCGAGGGCGAGAACGGACCGCGCUUUGAGGAGUACGAGUGGUGCGGGCAGAAGAGGGUGCGGGCCUCCACCCUCCUGGAGGGCGGCUUUCGAGGCUCGGGGUUCAUCAUGUGCAGCGGCAAGGAGAACCCCGACAGCGACGCGGACCUGGAUGUGGACGGGGACGACACGCUGGAGUACGGGAAGGCACAGUACACGGAAGCCGACAUCAUCCCGUGCACCGGGGAGGAGCCGGGAGAAGCCAAGGAGAGGGAGGCCCUCCGAGGGGCCGUCCUCAACGGGGGCACCCCCAGUACCCGGAUAACCCCGGAGUUCUCCAAGUGGACCAGCGACGAGAUGCCCUCGACGAGUAACGGGGAGAGCAGUAAGCAGGAGGCCAUGCAGAAGACGUGUAAGAACAGCGACAUUGAAAAGAUCACCGAGGACUCGGCCGUGACCACGCUGGAGGCCCUGAAGGCCCGCGUGCGGGAGUUGGAGAGGCAGCUGUCCCGUGGGGAUCGUUACAAGUGCCUCAUCUGCAUGGACUCGUACACGAUGCCCCUGACGUCCAUUCAGUGCUGGCACGUGCACUGCGAGGAAUGCUGGCUGCGGACUCUGGGUGCCAAGAAGCUGUGCCCGCAGUGCAAUACCAUCACGUCUCCCGGAGACCUGCGACGCAUCUACUUGUGAAAGAGGACCCCGGCUCUGGGACCCUUCCGCCCUGCGCGUCGCCCCCGGCCCCGGGGGAGCCGGACCCCGGCCUCGGCGGAGACGCGUGGAAACCCCCGCGCGCACACGCAGACACGCACGCACGCACGCACACACACACACGGACAGUGGGGCCGAACCGGAGGGCGAGGAGCAGCGAGCGCACACACCCACCGCCCCCUCCCCGCCCCCCGACCCCGCUCCCCCUCGCCCGCCGGGCGUCCGAGGCCCCGGGCCGCCGCCGGGGACCGGGUCCUCCGGGGGUCCCUCGGGAUCCCCUUUCGGUUGCGUUCGUUUCCGGUUUUGUCGAUGCGCGUUUGGGUUGCGUUCUGUGGUGUUCUCGCGGCGAGGCGUCGGAGGCGGACCAGGCCGGACCCGGAGGCCGAAGCCUGACGGAAGCACAUGUCGGAUAGAGACUGUAUGUUUACAGUGUUGUGUGGGAAAGGCAGCCGCCCUGCCAGCACACGCCCCGCCCCGCCCCGUCGGGCGGGGUAUUAUUAUUAUUAUUUUAUUAUUAUUAUUAUUAUUUGGUUUCUUCGUUGGUUUCUCUCCCCCCCGCCCCCGUUGGUUUGUUGUUUUUUUUUUUUUUUUUUUUGUCGUCGUCGUCGUUUUAAGGAAAAGAUGGCGCGGAGAACAUUAAACCCAUAUUUUUCUCGGUUCUGCAAAAGUUUUGGCAUUAAAGUCAUUAGUUUAAGAACAAAGUCUAUAUAUACAUAUAUAUAAUAUAAAUGGUUUAAUGUUCUGUGGUGUAUAUUUCUUCAUUCAGAUAUGAAGUUAACAGCUCUUAGUAAUGGCUGUAGUCUCGCCCAUAACUUAAGGCUUAUGGGGAUUAGGGAGAUGGGGUUUUUGUCAUUAGUCGUAGCUAAUGGGGCUAUUUAUAACGAGCUCUCCCCCCCCCCCACGCGCGCCGCCGGCAGCGAGCGGACGGAGCCGGCGGCUGCCCCGGUUUGGCGUCAGAGAUGGUGGAGGGGGGUCCCCCGGUUCCCUUUGGGGACCCGCCCGCUCCUGGCCCGUCCCUUCCUGCCCGGGGCCGGGAGGCGGGCCCGGUGACCGGCUGCCGCGCCGCCCCGACGUCCCCUCGGGGCGGGCCCGGCCCCCUCCCUCGCCAACCGGCCCCGAGGGCGGCGUCAGACGGGGAUCCGGCCGCCGAACCCGCGUCCCGCCCCGGGAGGGACGGCGGGGACCCCCGCGAGACGAGGCCCGGGGCCCGCGAGCCGGCCGGGGGACGCCGGGGGAGCCGGGCUCGUCGCCCACCGGCCACCGGAGACGAGGAGGCUGCCCCGAGCCGGUCCGCCGGGCCCCCGCCCCACCCGCCGCACAGGGGACGGCCAUGGUGUGAUUCUGUGUCUGUAGAUUCUAUACCGAGGUACUUGUCAUUCCCGUUUGUAAACUACAUUUGACAUGGAUUAAACGAGUGUAAACUGCG